CUUCGUCUAAGACACAUCGAGGAUCUGCCAUGCGAACUCCAGGAGUUUGGCUGCUGUUGGUCGCGGGUGCGUUCUUUGUCUGCUGUUUAUGGAAGAUCGGAUCGAUCAGUCGAUGGAACUCCAGCAUGCGCGCACAGGCUUUAAUUCACUUCGACCUGUCAAUUCCGUCAUCAUCGUCGUCGUCGUCAUUAUCGACGUCACGUCGACCUCCUUUUGAUAGGACUAACUCGAGACUCUCACGCGACGCCGUGCGCAGAAAACAUCGCGGCACUCUGUCCAAGUACAUGCUGCAGCUGUACCAUCGGCAUCCGGACGCUGACGUCGUCCGCGCGAUUCAACCAGUGCACACUUCCGGUUUGCUCAGCGACGGCGGUAGGAUUUUGGAAUUCGCGAUCCCGUCCACCGAAGUUGAUGAGACGCUGGAAGCUGCGGAAUUGCUCGGGAUAGCCGGCGCGAUAGUUAGAGUGCGAUCGUUGAACGAUCUGUCUACGAUGAAGAACGGGAGUGAGGAGAUCCGGAAGUCCAGGAAGGACGACGCGUGGCGGGCUUUUGAUGUCACGUCCAUUGUCGCCGGCAGGAACGGUGAUACGGUUAAGCUUUACGUUCGUGGCAGGCUGACCUAUCAUCCUUAUGGAGAUGGCCCGAUUCUUCUGCUGAAUUAUAGCAAGGUCAGAGACGUCCGGCGUCAUCGACGAUCCGCGGAGGACCAGGAGGAUCAGGAUCGUUGGGACGACGAGCUGCCACGAAGACGACGCCGGAAUAGUUGCCGCCGGAGACCCAUGUACGUGGAUUUCGCCCUAAUUGCGUACGACGAGUGGGUGGUCGCACCGCCAGGGUACGAAGCUUAUCAAUGCACCGGCAAGUGCUUCUUUCCGUUGGGCGAUCAUCUCAACCCAACUAAACAUGCGAUAGUGCAGACGUUGAUGCACGGCGCAGUCCAGGCCAGCGAAGAUCUCCGUGGCAAUAAGUUUAUCAGUAGAGCCUGCUGCGUACCCACCAGACUAGCGCCUACGAGUCUGCUCUACCUGGAUGCCAGAGGCACUUUGACCUACGAAUAUGGCUACGAGGACAUGGUCGUCUCCGAGUGCGGUUGUCGCUAAUUGAUAAAUCACUCCCUUGCUUCAAAAGUGACACAACUCAAAAAAUGUGAUUUUUUAUUAU
This is a messenger RNA of Mycetomoellerius zeteki, 1161 nucleotides long. RefSeq names its product protein DVR-1 homolog. Gene Ontology annotation, cellular component: extracellular region. Gene Ontology annotation, molecular function: growth factor activity; cytokine activity. The record is from RefSeq and is a predicted model, not a curated record. Bases 30 to 1100 code for a protein of 356 amino acids. The transcript has a single exon. NCBI's taxonomy places the organism in Eukaryota, Metazoa, Arthropoda, Insecta, Hymenoptera, Formicidae.